ACGAUGAUCGUUGCAAUGGGAUGAAUUGGCGGAGCAUUCUGACGUUAUCGGAGGUUUUAUGCAGCAGAUAAGGACAGGGGAGGUGGCGAAAGCGGCGAUCCACCCACCUCUCUUCCGUAGAUGAAAAAUCUAGACACGGAAAAGCCAGACACCACACGUGUCUCAACUCAAGGCCGGUGGGUGGCGGAUAGGCGGUUGCUAUUUCCUCCGCCCCAUCCCCUCCACACACUUCUCUCCCUCACGGAGUUGACUCAAGUGGAUCGUGAGAGAGGGACGCGAUCGGGAACCCCUUAUAAAGCCAAAGGAAGAGCACGGUCACGAGAGCGUCACGGGAAAGAUUGCUCUUUAAUUUCCCUUUUUGGGUGGAAAACGAAGGGAGGAAGGUGAUACGUGAACAGGAUGGCCAGUGGUAGGUGGUUCGGGUGGAGAAAUAAGAGUGGCGGAGGCAAAGGGAAGGAGGAGACGAGGAAGGCGGUAGUGUUGGAUGGGUCGGAUAUAAAGAAGCUGGUGGAGGACGAGGCGACGUUCAGCGGAUUCGUGGAGAGCAAGUUCCGGGAGUUGGACGUCGACGGCGAUGGCAGGCUCUCCGUGAAGGAGCUCCAGCCGGCCGUGAGCGAUAUUGGCGCCGCGAUCGGGCUUCCGGCACCGGGCAGCUCCCCCAAAUCUGACCACAUCUACUCUGAGGUCUUGAGUGAGUUCACUCAUGGUAAGCAAGAAGAAGUAAGCAAAUCUGAGUUCAAGGAGGUACUCUCAGACAUUCUUUUGGGCAUGGCAGCUGGGCUUAACAGGGACCCCAUAGUUAUCCUCAGGAUCGAUGGCGAAGAUCUAAAGGAGUUUGUUGAGAGCCCUCUGUUCGAAACAGAGGCAAUUUCGAUGUUCUCAGGGAUGGAAUCAGCCCAUGCCUCCUUGAGAAAGUGUUUGACUACUGCUCUCCAACAGUUGACUGUCGAACAUGGAAUGCCACCUGCUUCAGACUCCUGGGUCAUAACUAAUAUUGUGGAACCAUCUUUCCAAUCCUUUUCCUCUGAUCUGCUCGAACAACCAGCUUCUCAAGACAUAUUGGAGAACUUCAAAAAGCUUUUGGGUAAUGUCAUUCGAAGACUUCAGGAACACCCUGUCAUUGUUGCUCACAGUGAGAACACCUUUGAUGGAAGUGGCAUCAAGAGACUUCUCUCGAACAAGUUUGAGUUGGAUAAGCUUCUGGAUUCUGUCUGGCGAGACCUACCGAAAGAUCACAAUCAACAAACCUCAAAAGAGUACCUUCGAAUUGCACUCGAUCGCAUGGCUGCAUCAGCAAGUUUACCUCCUUACAGCGCUGUUGAUCGGGUUGAUGUUAUCAUCAAUGAGGCGAUCGGUAUGGUAAAAGGAGAUGAUGGUAAAAUUGUGGAGGAAGCAGGGUUCAAGAGAACACUGACGGAGAUUCUUGGGAGCAUCAUGCUGCAACUGGAGGGGAACCCUGUGUUUGUUUCAACCAACUCAGUAGUUCAUGAGCCACUAGCUGCAUCUUCCACCGUCUUGCCAUCGACAUCGAUAUUGACAGAAGCGAAUGAAUGACUUAUGACAAAAAUCACAAGAGAAAGUUGUAUCGUUAUACUUCAAUAAUACUCCUCAAAUAGUGCAGCAUGAUAAUGGAACUUCAUGAACACUCUUUAUGAGCAAUGACUCAGGUUUCGGCCUAGAAAAUAGCAUGUAGUUGUUGGUAAGUCGGCCUCUUAAGGCCAGAUUGGUUGAUGAUUCAUAUGCAUCAAAUAUUCUUAAAAGUUGGUUUGACAUUCAAAUUUCUUGAAGGUAGUAGUAAUCUUCAUGGGGCAUCAGGAAAUUAUGGAA
Musa acuminata AAA Group (dessert banana) is the source of this 1827-nucleotide messenger RNA. RefSeq lists its product as uncharacterized. The coding region runs from base 400 to 1554 and encodes 384 amino acids. The record is from RefSeq and is a predicted model, not a curated record. The transcript is spliced from 5 exons. Gene Ontology annotation, molecular function: calcium ion binding. Lineage: Eukaryota; Viridiplantae; Streptophyta; Magnoliopsida; Zingiberales; Musaceae.